AUGCAGGCAAAGACUCAAAUUGAAAGAUUUACAAUCAACAACAUCAAUGUGUUUGACCAAACCAAACAAAGUCAAUUGCCUUUUAACCAGAAGAAAUAUAAUUCAUUAUCUGAGCUGCAUCAGAGAGCUUUAAAAAAGGCCUUAAAGAGUAAGAAUGGACACCUGGAUCUUUUCCUGCGUUUUCUUCUGGGUCUCUCAGUGGAGUCCAAUCAGACUCUCUUACGAAAACUACUGACACAGACAGGAUGCUGCUCCUAUAACAAAGAGGAAACAGUUCAGUGCAUCAAGCAGAAGAUCAGUGAGAAUCGCUCUCCAGAGAAAUCCAUCAAUCUGUUCCACUGUCUGAAUGAACUGGGUGAUGAUUCACUGAUGCAGGAGAUCCAAGAUUAUCUGAAAUCUGGAGAAAUAAGAGAAACCAAACUCUCCUCUUCACAGUGGUCCGCUCUGGUUUAUGUGUUGCUGACAUCAGAGCAGAAGAUGGAUGUGUUUGAUCUGAAACAGUUUAUUGGAGCACAACAUACAGCAGAUGAAGUUCUUCAGAAUCUGUUACCUGUGGUUAAAGAAUCCAGAUCAGCUCGGUUAUGUGGAUGUAAUCUCACUGCUCAGUCCUUUUUCCGCAGCUCAGUUUUCCGUGUUUCAGAGAAGCUUGAUUUGCAGUAA
Molecule: messenger RNA, 660 nt
Organism: Sinocyclocheilus grahami
Lineage: Eukaryota; Metazoa; Chordata; Actinopteri; Cypriniformes; Cyprinidae
Product: protein NLRC3-like
Exons: 4
Coding region: 1-660 (219 amino acids)
Source: RefSeq, a predicted model, not a curated record